AUGUCCUCUUGUUUUCUAACCACCGUGUCCUCUGGACAGAGCCCUGAGCUCAACUACAGCGGUUCGAGGAUGCAUGCACCUCAGCUCUCCUCACAACCUAAACUUCAGAGUGAAGAGGACGGGGAGUCUGGCAUCGGCUCCAUCCUUGACCUAACGAGCAGCUUUGACGGCUACAGUGAACUUGUCGAUCGCCACUCAAGCAAACCUCCACUAACUGAGACGGAUGGACUCCCUGAAGAGAGAGGUAGUUCUGCUCAAACCUCUGCAGAGGGUCUACACAAGCUCAGGCAUCUCCUCAUCAAUAUAUCCAAGGUCCCUCUCCUCUUCAGCCUCCUCUUCUUCUUCGUUUGCUCCUUGGACACUCUGAGCUCUGCCUUCCAGUUAGCAGGGGGUAAAGUGGCGGGGGACAUUUUCAAGGACAACGCAGUGCUGUCGAACCCCGUGGCAGGACUGGUGGUGGGGAUCUUGGUUACCGUGCUGGUUCAGAGCUCAUCAACCUCCACCUCCAUUAUAGUCAGUCUGGUGGCCUCCGGAUUGUUGGAGGUAAAAUCAGCUGUUCCUGUCAUCAUGGGCACCAACAUCGGGACUUCUGUCACAAACACCAUAGUGGCCAUGAUGCAAGCUGCAGAGAGAGAUGACUUUCAGCGCGCCUUUGCUGGGGCAACAAUCCACGACUGCUUCAACUGGCUGUCCGUCCUGGUGCUGUUGCCUCUGGAGGUGGCGAGCGGGUUAAUGACCCGGCUGUCCCUCCUGCUGGUCAACAUCUUAAGUCUCCAGUCUGGAGAGGAAGCACCUGAGCUGCUAAAGGUCAUCACUGAGCCAGUCACAAAGCUCAUCAUACAGCUGGACAAAUGUGUGAUCACAGGGAUUGCCAUGGGAAAUGAGGACAUGAGGAACAGGAGCCUGGUGAAAGAAUGGUGCCAGACUGGCCCGGUUAUGCUUGCUGGUAAUAGAAGCACUGAAAACUGCCAAGACCUGCCUUGGUCAUCACGUGUCAAAUGUAGACACUUGUUUGCUUCUACAGAGCUGACGGACCUCGCAGUGGGCCUUAUUCUCCUGGCAGCCUCCCUGGUUGUCCUGUGCACAUGUUUAAUGCUUCUGGUCAAACUGCUAAACUCCAUUCUGAAAGGCCAAGUUGCAAAGAUCAUCCAUAAAGUCAUCAAUACUGACCCGCCAUUUCCAUUUGGGUGGCUGGCAGGAUACAUUGCCAUGUUGGUGGGUGCAGGGGUUACAUUUUUGGUCCAGAGUAGUUCUGUCUUUACUUCUGCUAUGACUCCCCUGGUAGGUGUCGGGGUCAUCAGUCUGGAGCGGGCCUACCCUCUCACCCUUGGUUCCAACAUUGGGACCACCGCCACAGCCCUGCUGGCUGCUAUGGCCAGUCCUGGGAACAAACUAGCAGCUUCCAUACAGAUUGCUCUGUGUCACCUCUUCUUCAAUGUGUUUGGAAUUCUGCUGUGGUAUCCUCUUCCAUUCAUGCGUCUGCCCAUAAGGAUGGCUCGUGUCCUGGGUGAGCGCACUGCCAAGUACCGCUGGUUUGCAGUCUUGUACCUCCUCCUCUGCUUCCUGCUCCUCCCAGCAUUGGUGCUGGCUCUCUCACUAGCUGGCUGGCGGGUUAUGGUUGGUGUUGGGGGCCCUUUUAUGGGUGUCACCAUCUUCGUGGUCAUAGUAAAUGUAAUGCAGGCUCGUACCCCCCGACAUCUGCCCACCAAACUCCAGAACUGGGACUUCUUGCCUAAGUGGAUGCGCUCUCUCAAACCCCUCGACCGACUGAUCAGCAAAGCAACUAUCUGCUGCAGCAACCCAUGUCUGGAGACUUUAGCAGAUGAAGGAGAGGAGCCUAUCUCAACAAAGACAGCAUCUGUGGACAUCCAGGAAGAGUGUGCUCAAAGGAAAGAACAGCAGGCUUAUUUUAACCCAGUCCUGAGCUGCCUUGAUGAGAUUAGACCAGGUGUACAAGUUUUUAAAUUAAAAGGGUUAGAGAGGUGCAACAGCACUCCACUUUAGGUCCUUUUCUUUAGCUGCAUUAUCUAUAAGUUCUACUUUUAACACUUUUGAAAAAAAUAAUCUGAGAUUGUUUCUUAGUCAUGCAAAAUGACAUGAGGUUGGAAGGAUAUUUAGAGUAAAUCUUAAUUCCCAUAAUUUGCUUUGUGUGGAUAAU
This is a messenger RNA of Cololabis saira (Pacific saury), 2158 nucleotides long. It is a transcript of the gene slc34a1b, whose product is annotated as solute carrier family 34 member 1b. The record is from RefSeq and is a predicted model, not a curated record. Gene Ontology annotation, cellular component: vesicle; apical plasma membrane; brush border. Lineage: Eukaryota; Metazoa; Chordata; Actinopteri; Beloniformes; Belonidae. The transcript is spliced from 12 exons. Gene Ontology annotation, biological process: intracellular phosphate ion homeostasis; sodium-dependent phosphate transport. Bases 1 to 2004 code for a protein of 667 amino acids. Gene Ontology annotation, molecular function: sodium:phosphate symporter activity.